UUUUACAUCUUCUUUUCACUUGGCAACACUGAAUUUUUCUUCCUCUCAGCCAUGGCCUUGGAUCGCUAUGUAGCCAUCUGCAAUCCCUUGCAUUAUCCCAGAAUUAUGUCCCCAAAGUUCUGCUGUAAAUUGAUUGUUGGAUGUUGGAUGUUUGGCUUUUUAGGGUACAUUGCCCCAGUUGUUUUGAUCUCCAAAUUGUCCUUUUGUGGAGACAACAUCAUUGAUCACUUUGUGUGUGAUCCUGUACCAAUUCUUUCCUUAGCUUGUCCUCCCCUUGGAAAAGCUCCACUUACCUGGCAGAUUAGCAUAAACACUCUGUUUUUAGUCAAUGUUUUCUUUGUGAUGUUCUCCUAUGGUAAUGUGAUCUACACUUUGAUGAAAUCCUCCAGCAAAGGUCAUUGCAAGAAAGGCUUCUCUACCAUCUCUAUGCAUCUCUUGGUGGUGACACUUUUCUAUGGCACUGUAGGAGCAAUGUAUGUAAUUCCAAGUAGUAAAAGACAUUCAAACAUUAGUAAGGCCAUUACUGUCUUCUAUGCUGCUGUCACACCAUUUCUCAACCCAUUGAUCUAUUGUCUGAGGAAUGACAAGGUGAAAGAGGCAUUGGGCAAACUGGUCAGAAGAAUGAUGAGAUUGCUGCUGAAAAAGAGCACAGUGUAA
Messenger RNA from Python bivittatus (Burmese python), 657 nucleotides. Its product is annotated as olfactory receptor 11H6-like. Gene Ontology annotation, cellular component: membrane. Gene Ontology annotation, biological process: G protein-coupled receptor signaling pathway. Gene Ontology annotation, molecular function: G protein-coupled receptor activity; olfactory receptor activity. The record is from RefSeq and is a predicted model, not a curated record. NCBI's taxonomy places the organism in Eukaryota, Metazoa, Chordata, Lepidosauria, Squamata, Pythonidae.